Boleophthalmus pectinirostris (great blue-spotted mudskipper) is the source of this 2677-nucleotide messenger RNA. RefSeq names its product diacylglycerol lipase-beta-like. Bases 1 to 1050 code for a protein of 349 amino acids. Gene Ontology annotation, biological process: lipid metabolic process. The record is from RefSeq and is a predicted model, not a curated record. The transcript is spliced from 9 exons. NCBI's taxonomy places the organism in Eukaryota, Metazoa, Chordata, Actinopteri, Gobiiformes, Gobiidae.
AUGGACGAAGAGUUUGUGACCGAGGAAGAGGAGCCGUGGUACGAUCAGCAGGACUUGGAGCAGGGUAAGCCCGGACGAGCGCACCCAUCCUCCGCCUCUGUGCGCACACAGCAUCCGUACAGUGAGCCGGCCGGGCUUUCACGGAUUCAGUCUACCAUUUUCCUUCUGCAGGAUGUCUUGACUGAUUUGUCAGCUGAAUGUGAGAAUCUGCCACUAGAGGGAGUCUACGGAGCCUGCUAUGCUCAUAAGGGAAUAUGCCAGGCAGCUGGUUAUAUCUACAAGAAGCUUAUCAAUGAUGGCAUCCUCAACCAGGCCUUCUCUAUUGCUCCUGAAUAUAAACUGGUCAUCACUGGGCACAGUCUGGGUGCAGGCGCAGCUGCUCUGUUAGCUGUCAUGCUGAAAAAUUCCUUCCCCACGUUGAAGUGUUAUGCCUUCUCGCCACCAGGGGGACUAGUGAGUAAGGCUUUGGCCGAUUAUACCAAGGACUUUGUAAUAUCUGUUGUUUUGGGGAAGGAUCUCGUUCCCAGACUAAGUCUUCCAAACAUGGAGGAUUUGAAGAGGAGGAUUCUCAAAAUAGUGUCAAAUUGCAACAAACCAAAGUACCGUAUCCUGCUGCAGGGCUGUUGGUACGAGAUGUUUGGGGGCGACCCAGAUGACUUCCCCACAGAGAUGGACAACAGGCGGGAGGAGGAGCUGAGCCAACCGCUCCUGGGGGAGGAGUCGCUCAUCAUCCGUAACUCCUCAUCCUAUCAGAGCCUGGCGUCUGACGACUCUCCCGCUCACGCAACCACGCACUUACCGCUCUUCUUACCUGGGCGCGUCCUGCACAUCACUGAAGACGGACCCACGCGGAGGUCGUGUUUCUCUCGGGUGCGUUACCGUGCCGACUGGUCCAAUGAGAUGGCUUUCCGCAGCGUCCUGAUCAGCCCACGGAUGCUCACUGACCACAUGCCCGACGUGGUGCUGCGGGCGCUCCAUAGCCUCACCACGGAGCGGCCAUAUUCACUGUGUCCCUCCGCCUCGGCAUACAACCAGCACAACCCCAUCUGAGGAACCACUCGGAGAACUCCCAUAGUCUUCAUGAAUCAGACAUUGAAAACUAAAUGUGUGAAUGUGUGAAAGGAAACACAAGUCCAGGUAUGUUUUGAUGAGGAAACCACACUAUGACACGGUGGCUAACGGCUGAAAUGUCAGUUUAGCGGAAUAUAGGACUUAAUCUAACUCCUGUAAGCCGUGGAACAUGCUCUGGAAUUUUAAGUCUUUAGUUUCAUUACGGGCUAUUAUUCUUUUGAUUGUAAGCAGGGAUUGAGAUUUACCAGAUGGCUAUUCCAUAAAGCUAACCCGGUAAAAUAACAGUCCAACUUUAGAUAAACUGGAACAUGUGAUAGUUGCACAAUACAAAAUGUGACGCCUAUUUCUAUUGUUAUAAAGAUACUAUGACUUCGGUUUUGAUCAUUAACCCACCGAUUUUGAUAUAACUGUGAAUAUGUUUACAUAUACACCAAAAAUUGAUGAUUAUGAUCUGAUUUCUGGGUUUAUCAAAAUAUUGAAAUGUCAUGUAAACAUCUAAUGAGAGUAAUUUAAUUUCUUUCUCAUUGUUCACACACAUGCAAAUUUUGUCAAGGUGUAUUUGAGAAACAUUAUACAAAAGGGAGUUAUUGUUAAAUGAACUGUACUUUCAUUUAAGAAUUUUUGACAAUCCUACUUAUUUUCAUGUCAAAUGGGGAACUAGGAAAGCUAACAGACCAAGUUACAGGAAAAUUUCAGUUUAUAGAAUAGUAUAGUGUUCCAAUGUAUUUGAGGAACAUUGUAACAAAAAAGGGAGAACUAAUGUGGUUAAGAUAAAACAUUUGAGUCAUUUAAAAAAUUCAUUCUACUUUUCCAUAGCCCAUUCUAAAACUAUCCAUUAAAAGUCAAACAAUUCAGUUAUCAAUUGUUGACAACCAUACUAAAUUUCAAUUAAAAAGACAACAUUUCAAUAAACUACAGAUUUACACUAAUUUUUCUCAAGUACCACAGAAAACAAAGCUUCUUCAUCUAAAACAGGACUAAACCAUAACCAAAAACAAGCCAACAGACAAGGUACAAAUGUAGACGAGCCCAUUCACCUUCAUUGGAAUAGUUUUAUGGAAUAGCCCUGCGCUGGGUUUCCAUUACAAACCUGACACGUUAGGUUGGAGCACAAUUCGUUACCAAGCACUUUUAACACAAUAAUUUUAUUUAAUUUUAUUUAAUUACUUCCUUUUUGAGCGACUUAAUGCCAUGGUAAAAGAAUGUGCGUUGUGAACAAUAUUUGUAUAGUCAGUGUUUUAUGUGCGUGACUGCUGUUUGUUUGAUGGUUCAAUUACCCAGAUAUGUAUGACUGAAUUCUUUCCAAACUUAAAGGGUAGCAGCCAUCCUUCCUGUGUUGUUAGUACCUGUGUAUGUUUAUGGUGUAUCGUCAUAACACAUCAAGGUGAACAGUGCCUAUGCUUAACUAAAAACAAUGGGGCGGUGGCUACAUGCUGUAUGAUUUGUGCAUGAAAAGGCCAUAAGAUUGUACCCAGACCUGCUAUUGUUUACACUAUGUUUGUUUUUUCCGGAAGUAUUAUUUGCUUGCAUUCAUAUUUCAGAUUAAACAUGAUGUGACUGCAUUGGGCUCCUUGAUACAAAUAAAUUGUAAUCAAAUGCCUAUAAA